Messenger RNA from Xyrauchen texanus (razorback sucker), 3751 nucleotides. It is a transcript of the gene kank1b, whose product is annotated as KN motif and ankyrin repeat domains 1b. Gene Ontology annotation, cellular component: cytoskeleton; cytoplasm. Bases 1 to 3672 code for a protein of 1223 amino acids. The record is from RefSeq and is a predicted model, not a curated record. Gene Ontology annotation, biological process: negative regulation of actin filament polymerization. NCBI's taxonomy places the organism in Eukaryota, Metazoa, Chordata, Actinopteri, Cypriniformes, Catostomidae. The transcript is spliced from 11 exons. Gene Ontology annotation, molecular function: protein binding.
AUGACUCAAGAAACACACUUCUACAUCAAUCAACAAGACUGGAGUGAGAUAACUGCUGACACUUACCAGAGUAGCUCGUUCAGCAUUGAUGCACCAUAUGGGUACCAGCUUGACUUAGGUUUUGUAAAGUACGUGGAUGACAUUGAGCGUAGUGACACCAUUCGCCGACAGGAUUUUAACAAGAGGUCCAGGGUGGCCAACCCUGCCUCUGAGCCACAAAGCAUUGUAAGCCACACAAGAAACUGGACAUCCUCUGAGUCUUUGUCCUCUCUAAGCAGUGAUGAGGCCAAGAAAACCUCUCAGUCCUCAUCAUCAUCCUCUUCCUCUGUCAACAGAAGAAGACCCCCGCUUCCUCAUUCCCAUUCCAAACCUAAUUUCACAAGUCAAGCACCAGAAGUCUCUCAAGGUCUUUCCAUCUCUCAGAGGAAUUCGGAUGUGACACCUCUCCCAGCCACACAACAUCCUACCGCAACCAAAUCAAAUCCUCUCGUUGAAAAAACCUUGAUGGAAACAUGCAAGCGUUUGGAACAAGAGAAAGGAUCAUCCCAGACAGGACCUUUAGAACCACACCCACGAUGUCGGCUGGCCAGUUUUGGUGGUCUUGGCUCUUGUGGUACCCUAUCUCCUUACACUAGCUGCAGCGCCCUAAAUCAAGGCAUUUAUAAAGGUGCCAAGAUGACGGUCCCAGACCCACCCAGCCCAGGUACCUUGUUAGUGAGGAGCUGCCUUAAAAUCAGCCCCUCAAGCUCUGGCCGGGCAUCUCCAGUAAGCAGUGUCAGCCCACUCCAUCUACAGCUGAUCAGGGAUCAGAUGGCAGCUGCUUUACAGAGGCUAAAAGAACUGGAGGAGCAGGUAAAGAUUAUACCUGUUUUACAGGUGAAGAUUUCUGUUUUGCAGGAAGAAAAGAGACAACUGACUGCCUUGGUCAAGGGCCAACAUGAACAAAAAACAGGCUCCAGCGAUGACAUAGAUUUACAAGGAUUGAACAAGAAGCAAGCACACAUCAAAAGUUGUCCACCAGAAUUACAACAGAAAUCUGGGACUGAUGAAGAGAUUGAGGGCAAUAAGAGGUCCUCUGGAGAGAUGGAGGGUUGGGAGCACAGGAGCCUCUCUGGUCUUUUAGAGUUCAAACAGCUUAGUGUAGAAAUGCAACUGCUUGAAAGGAAGAUCCAAGAUGCACGUCUUGAGACUCAACAAUCCUUCAGGACAAGGGCUUGGAAAUCUGUUGCCGUGGGAGAUGACAAGAGCAUUGAUGAAGCUGAGACACGAUCAGUGGGUGUCGAAGUCACAGAGACUAUGCUCGGCAUGGUAGUAGACAAGGACGAAGAAACUGAGUUGCAGCAGCAAACCAUUCAACUUUUGAGUGACAGGAUACAAACACUGCAGGCAGAGCUUAAAGAUGCAAUGCUUACAACAGAAAUGGGCAGGCUGAGGAGUGAACUACGGGAAGCAGAAUCUAGAAACCGUGCUGACAAGAGUUCUACUGCACACCCACAGGUGGACUGCACAGCUACACAGACUGGGUCACAAAGUCACACUCUUGAAGUUGGAAACAAAACCCAUCUCGUAAAUUCUGCAGUUGGGGGAGGGAUAGAACGUAUUUCAAUUGCUGUUGGAGUGUCCUGCAAACCUGAAAUGAGGGCUGUUUCCUCUGGCCCAGAUGUAUCUAUGGAAGAGUGGGAAGUGCGGAAAAAAGUAGAGAGAAAAGACCAGUGUGUUGGAAGCAAGUGUGUGCCAAUGUGCAAUCAAGGUGCUGCAACGACAGUGCAUAUGUGUGAUGCUGGCACGAUUACCUUGGAGACAAUGGAGACCCUGAACAAGAGGGAAACUUCGCACAGAACAGUGGGCUGUGGUGACUGCAUGGUAGAUGGGAAUGUCAGUGUGGUCAAAUCACUAAUUUCCCAGGGUACUGUCACUGACCCUGUGCGAAGCUUUGACUUUGCUGUAAUGGCAAUCCCGCAGACGAUGUCACAGCGUACCAGUACAGAUGUCAGUACUGUUUCCCGCAGCACCAGCACUUUGCAUGCCUGUAUCUCUGAAGCCUGCACCAACACAAAACUCACACUCACCAGGGAAAGACACACCAACACAGCACAUACACUCACCCGAUCUCUGGCAGUUGGAGAUGGGAAAGUUUGCGACUGGGUGUCUGCUGUUCAAAAGCGCUCUGUUUCUGUGGGAACCAAUUCAUGUGUAGAAAGAGGCACAAUCACAACUGCUUUCCCUAAAGUGAUGAUGCGUGACACUGGUGUUGGAUUAGCAAAUAUCAACGAGAACUUCCUGAUUGGACUCCGCACACGGAACAUAGCAUGUGGUCCAUCCCGUUUACCUGAUCCAGUCAAGACGCGUAGCAUUGGUGUGGAGGUAGGUGACGGGAGGAUACGCGACAUGGAGGGGCAGAUGUUUGUGCAGGAUGAGCCAGGACUUGAUCAUUACAUAGGUCGCAUGCAAAGAUUGCUUAAAGAACAGCAGGACCUGUUGACCGACACCCACCCUGGCUCAAAAGAUGAGACCACCCUCCAAUCCUAUGGUCACUUAGAUACACAAGUUGGAGUCACUAGACAAAGCCAGAAAUCAAAUGCGGAUGAGAGUUCAAGGAUUAAACAGAGGAAUCAAAUGGAGCUGCAGAUGUCCGCUGCUCUUCAUGGCCCACCUAGUGAUGAGCACUGUCUCAGGUCCAUAAUGAAAAGGAAAAGCAUCAAUCAGAAGUCCACAGAUAACCCUAAGCCUGAAGCUCAUGGAGGUAUUGGGAACCCCUUGUCUGAGGUUGAUGAUUCUGAGGGUGAAGAGAAGAAAAAAGUUGAAAAGAAGGAGACAGAAGGGAGUGCCAAAGAUAAUGUGAAGAUUACCAAGAGGAAAGAAAGGAAUAAAUUUAGUGAGAAGAUUCUUUCUGCCUGUCGAACUCUGGAGGUGCACCUCAAAGGCAGCAAGGUCAUAUCGAACAGAGAACUGCAAUCCUGCCUAAACACAGUACAGCAAGAGUGGUUCUGUGUGUCCAGUCAGAAGAGGGCAUGCCCACAAACUGUAGAGGACUUCCUCUGUGCUUGUUGCCAUGUCUCACCUGACGUGCUGUACUAUGUGGCCAAUAUGGCUGACCAAAAUGGCAACACAGCCCUCCACUACAGUGUGUCUCACUCCAAUUUCAGUGUAGUAAAGAUUCUACUAGAUGCAGGGGUGUGUAAUAUAGAUCAUCAGAAUAAAGCUGGCUACACCCCUAUAAUGCUUGCCUCUCUGGCUGCUGUGGAAACUAAAGAAGCCAUGAUGGUGGUACGAGAACUAUUCAGCAGGGGAGAUGUUAAUGCUAAGGCCAGCCAGGCUGGUCAGACAGCUCUCAUGUUAGCAGUCAGUCACGGGCGUAUAGAUAUGGUCAGGGCUCUGCUAUCUGCUGGUGCAGAGGUCAACGUCCAGGAUGAUGAGGGGUCAAGCGCUCUCAUGUGUGCUGGUGAACACGGCAAUGCCGACAUUGUCAAACUCUUACUGGCCCAGCCAGGCUGUGAUGCCACACUGACUGACAAUGAUGAGAGCACUGCUCUGUCUAUAGCUCUGGAGGCCGGACACAAAGACAUCGCUAUGCUCCUCUAUGCCCAUGUCAACUACUCAAAGGGCCAAACUAGGGGAUCCCCUCGAAGCAAGACUCCAUCCGCUUCAUCAUGCAUAAGCUCUUCUGAUUGAUAGGACAUUUUUCCAUGCUCGCUUCCUCCAUUCAGACAUCUCAUAAUGACUCAUUCAAUCAAAUGCUUUUAUUUCACAG